Molecule: messenger RNA, 4259 nt
Organism: Boleophthalmus pectinirostris (great blue-spotted mudskipper)
Lineage: Eukaryota; Metazoa; Chordata; Actinopteri; Gobiiformes; Gobiidae
Product: beta/gamma crystallin domain-containing protein 1-like
Exons: 22
Coding region: 16-3909 (1297 amino acids)
Source: RefSeq, a predicted model, not a curated record
UUUCUGUCGCGGAUAAUGAUGGAGAAAGGCACAAGGGCAGGCUCACAACUUGGGCCCACAGCGCUGACAAAGCCUGCAAAAAUCUCUGGAAAAGAAGCUCUGCCAAAAUCAGCGAGCGAGACUAAACCGCAGGCUGAAAGUAUAACUACGGAAAAUAAAAGUCAAAGAGGACGGGAUGACUCAGCGCACAAACCCGGGCCUGUUACUGGCGGGGUGUUAAACGUCGCUAAAAAUGGCAAGUUUGAACCAAAGGAUAAUGUAGAACAGGCUUUGAGCGGAUAUGCGGAGAAAACUAGUAAUCUUGACGACAAAAAGAUAGAAGUUAAAGCCGUGUCGGAAAGCCCACAAGUCCUGAAAGAUUUAACCAAACAGGGCAGCAUUAGUGGAAGUAAAAUCCCAACAUCGGACAGACUUUCAGCGAACGGCGAAGUGAGUUUGCUGUCAAAACUCGAGCCACUCAACGAUGCAUCUGCGAGGUCUAAAAAACAAACUUUUAAACCGUCCCCGGAGGCUAGUAACAUCUUGAACUCGUCUCUGAAAAGGCACAACUUAACAAAAGGUCGAAGUAAAGAUGAGUGGAGCGUGCCGCAAAACCGCGAUACGCCGUCUAGCUGGCUGGACUUGGACUUCCCCAAACAGAGGCUGAAAGUGUCGAGCGAGGCCAAGCUGACGUCGUCCGGGAGCGAGAGCAACCUCCUGGACACGUCCGCGGACCUCGACGACGCAGAUUUCGUGGAGAAAAUUAAAAAGCUCUGCGCGCCGUUUUCGUUACCGCCGAGAAAGCACAACCCGCUCAGGAACCCGCAGCCUCCCUUCGCGAUGCCGGCGAUCAAAGAAGACCGGUACGAAAAGACGUUCGACCCCGACGAGUUCACGUUCGGACUGAGGAAGACGAAUAAGUUCAGCUUCGAGACGCCGAGUUUGCUGGCGAAGCUUCAAAAUCCGGAGGGGAAGCCGAGCGUAAAACCGGCGAGAGCGAGCUUCGCCGACCGGAGCAUGUUGCUAAGCGGUUUGGAGUCACGUUUUCGAGACAAGGCGCCAUCUAAAGACGAAAAAGAGGAGGCGAAGGACGAAGUUAAGGAUGAAAUCAAAGUGAAAUCCCGUUUGGAGGGGAGCUGCGUGCUUAACAGUCUGACCACGUCCAGUUUCAGGAGCAAACUCAGCCAGAGUCAAGCCCAAGCGGACGGCACUAACUCGGGGAAUGUGUCUCCAAGCGGCAGCCCCCAAAACAACAGUCCCCGGCAACUGGUACCGCCCCCCCCUGCCCAAGCCAACCCGGAGGCACGCAACAAGAAAGAGGAAAUCCAGUGCGCAGGGGAACUCGCGGAGAGUGACUCAGGCCCUCCACUCCCAGCGUUUAACCAGAUCAAACUGCCGGACUUUUUGGAGAAGUACCUCCCCAGAGAGACGAGGGAGCAGGGGCAGAGGGAGCCGGGGAAACUGCAGCGAGCCAGAACAGAGGUGGAUUCUAAAAUGCCUUCAGUGAAAGAGGAGGCACGGAGCAGCUCACCGCGGGAGUCUCCAGUCCACACGCAGCUGCACACACAGGCGGCAGUGAAGAAGCCCACACUCGCAGAAUCGACCCAGAGCACACCGAAGGAGCUGCACGCCGAAAAAAACAAGGCGCCCGUAAAGAUGCCGUCUCCCGCUGGUCCUGCGGAGGAGCCGAGUGUGACGAACGCGAUGAAACUUCCUCCUUCUCUGACCAAUCACUUCUCUGGGAUUUCUCUGACGGACCAAGCCCCGCCCCGUCACGCUCCGCCCAAGAGGAGACCCAGCAGCAAGAUCCGACCGGCCAAAGGAUCCCACACGAGGCCCGGCAAGAUGCUGCUGUUUGAGAAGGCUCCGUUUGAAGGCCAGGUGUACGAGGUGCACAGAGAUGUAGAAGACGCCACGUUCAUGCAGUUUUCUCCUCUGGUGUCGGUCAGGGUGGUCAGAGGAUGUUGGAUCCUCUACGAGAAGCCCGGGUUCCAGGGUCGGACCAUCGCUCUGGAGGAGGGCGGCCUGGAGCUGGCCAACGUGUGGGCCCAGCCUGAGCCCGGUCCUGGUCUAGACCCCGGACUGGACCCCGACCUAGACCCACAGGUGCCCAUGCAGAUCGGCUCCAUACGUCUGGCCGUGUCCGACUACGCCCUCCCUCACAUAGACCUGUUCACCGAGCCGGAGGGGAGAGGACGGGUCACUCCGUACCACGACGACAUCGUGGAAACCGGCUCCUUCGGGAUCCCCCUGAGCACCUCGUCUAUACAGGUCCACUCUGGAGUGUGGCUCGUGUUCAGCGACCCGGGGUUCCAGGGCAUGCUCGCCGUGCUGGAGACCGGAGUCUACCCCUUCCCCGAGACCUGGGGCUUCCCGUCGCCCUUCGUGGGAUCCCUCCGACCGCUCAAGAUGGGAGGAUUUAAAGUGGAGAAUCCCAAUGAGGUCAAGGCGGUGGUGUUCGAGAAAGCAGCGUUCGAAGGGCCCAGCGUGGAGACCGAGACGGACGUGUUCUGCUUUGGAGAAGAGGACGGGGGACAAGACGCCGCCCUGCAGUGCGUCGGCUCGCUCAAGAUCCUGGGAGGACUGUGGGUGGGCUACAGUGAGCCGGGCUUCGAGGGGCAGCAGUACAUUCUGGAGGAGGGGGAGUACCUGCGCUGUGAGGACUGGGGAGGAGCCGAGAUCCUGUCUCUGCGACCCAUCAUGUCCGAUUUCAUGUCUCCUCACCUGAAGAUGUUUAGUGACGCAGAUUUCGGGGCCCUGGGUGUAAACAUCGACCUGACUGUCCCCGUGAUAAACCUGGACGAGACCGGCUACGGACUCAAGACCCAGUCCAUGGACGUGCUCAGCGGAGUCUGGGUGGUGUUCGAGGAGCCCGGCUUCAGUGGAGAGAGUUUCCUCCUGGAGAAGGGCCAGUACGGAAACCCGGAGGACUGGGGGUCCAAGCGGCCCACCGUCGCCUCCGCCAUGCCCGUGGUCCUGGAAAAUUUCGAGACCACGGCUAAGUUCAAGGUGCAGCUGUUCCCGGAGGCGGACUUCCGAGGCUCGGCCCUGGUCCUGGAGGACAGUGAAGGUUCUCUGCCCCCCGGCUUCUCUGUGGGCUCCUGCAAAGUCCUGGCUGGAAGCUGGUUGGCGUUCGAGGGGCAGGAGUUCUCCGGGAGGAUGUACGUGCUGGACGAGGGCAGUUACCCCGACCUGAGGGCCAUGGGCUGCGUGCACGCCAGCGCCACCAUCCUGUCACUGCAGGUGGUCGGGUUUGAGUUCUCGCUGCCCUCCAUCGUUCUGUUCGAGCGCUGCGGCCUGAAGGGGAAGCGUCUGGUGCUGAGCGACGGCGAGGUGAACCUGCUGAUGAGCGGAGGAGGGGGGCGGGUGCAGUCUGUGCUGGUGGAGGGAGGCAUGUGGGUUCUGUACGAGGAGAUAAACUACAGAGGCGCCCAGAUGCUCCUCAGGCCCGGGGAGGUGUCUGACUGGAGGAGCUUCAGCGGCUGGAAGAAGGUCGGCUCACUGCGCCCCCUGCUGCAGAAGCAGGUUCACUUCCACAUCCGCAGUCGACAGUCCGGGCAUCUGAUGACGGUGACCGGAGACUUGGACGACAUCAAACUGCUGCGAGUGCAGGAGAUGGAGGAGAGUCAAGGCUUCGAGCAGAUCUGGUUCUUCCAGAGCGGACACCUGCGCUGCAAGCUGCUGGAGGAGUGCUGCCUGUGCCCCAGCAGCAGCGUGACCAUCGCCGGGGCCCGAGUGGGACUGGCCCCCGCCCUGGACGACACCGCUCACCUGUGGAACAUCGCGCCGGACGGGGUCAUCGCCUACAGCGCCUCGCCCAACCUCGUGCUCGAAGUCAAGGGAGGCCACAACUACGACAAGACCCAGGUGGUUCUGAACACACGGGACCCCAAGAGGCUCCAGCAGCAGUGGGUCAUCGAGGUCCUGUAGGAGUUUUACUGAAGUGGACCUUAAACGGGACUUUACACGGGACUUUACGUAGGAUCUUACAUUGGUACUUACAUUGGACUUUAUCGGGACCUUUACAUUGGACUUUACAGUGAAUCCCCGGGCCGUAGACCGGUACCGAGCCGCAAAAAUGACCACGUGGACCGUGCCUAAUCCCGUACACCGUGCCUUUAAACCAGAACUAAAACAGGUCUAAAACCAGGACUAAACCAGAACUAAAACCACCACUAAACUAGGACUAAACCAGAACUAAAGCCAGGACUAAAACCAGGGCUAAACCAGAACUAAAUGAGAACUAAAACCAGGAUUCAACCAGGAUUAAACCAGGACAA